Molecule: messenger RNA, 1929 nt
Organism: Lathyrus oleraceus (garden pea)
Lineage: Eukaryota; Viridiplantae; Streptophyta; Magnoliopsida; Fabales; Fabaceae
Product: transcription factor PIF3
Exons: 8
Coding region: 170-1504 (444 amino acids)
Biological process (GO): regulation of DNA-templated transcription
Molecular function (GO): DNA-binding transcription factor activity; protein dimerization activity
Source: RefSeq, a predicted model, not a curated record
GUUCAUAAAUAGGGAUUGCUUUGUCUCCUAGUGUACUACUAGUGGGGCUUGUGUCGUGUCUACAAAACUUGUUUGAGGCAUUCAUUCACUGUCAACAUAGUAUUUAUGUUGGAAGCAAUAACACUUUCUUAAGUUUCUGUGUUUCACAAGGUUGUUUUCCAUACUAUUCAUGAUGCAUCUGCAUGAAUUUUACGGUAUGUCUAAACAAAAAGUCGAUCAUAAAGAGAUAAACAAAGAUCAAUCUUCUGUACACAAAAACGAUUUGCUUGAGCUGGUUUCGGAAAAUGACCAGAUUUCAGUGCAGGUUCAAUCUAGAGGUGAAAAGAGUCCAACUUGUAAGACUUUACCGUCUCAUACUCUUAAGGGUCAUCAUGAUGAUUUGAUAAUGAUGCCAUCGCUGUUGCAUCAAUGUCAACCAUCGCUUGAAAAUGACAUUCCAUCUUCCUCAACCAUAGUGAAUUUCACCCAUUUUGCAAAACCUGUUGCUAUUGUGAAGGCUAAUCUUCUGAAAAUUAGUUUGUCUUCUUCAAGAUCACAAAGUGUGGGAAUAAAGAACAAUAGGCCUGAUUUGAAAUAUUUGAAGCCGAAAUCUCCAGAGCAGGACGCAGAUGUCUUCAAGGUUGGUCGAACUUCGAAUCAAGUUCUUGGUAAAAGUGGUAGAUAUUGUCAAAAAGAUGUCGAAAAAUGUACGAAACCAGCAGAAGUCUCUUCUUCUGUUUGCUCGGAUAAUAGAGCAUAUAGAGACUCAGAUGACCCGAAUCAAAAUUUGAAGGGAAAAAAUAUAUACUCUGAGGAUUUCGAUUGGCACAGCCAAAGUGAAGACGUUGAGGAUGAAUCGGUCGGUAUUAAAAAGAAAGCUCAUGGACGAGGAGGUUUUGGCUCGAAGAGAAACCGUUCGGCUGAAGUACACAAUCUAUCUGAAAGGAAACGAAGAGACACGAUCAAUGAGAAGAUGCGGACAUUGCAAGAACUCAUACCGAAUUGCAAUAAGGUGGAUAAAGCUUCCAUGCUGGAUGAGGCAAUUGAGUAUCUUAAAACCCUUCAACUCCAACUGGAAAUAAUGUCAAUGAGAGGAGGUGGUUUAUACAUGCCGAUGAUGUUACCUGCGGGAAUGCAGCAGAUGCAUAUGUCUCCCUUUUCAGCCAUGCAAAUGGGGUUAGGGGUGCCUCAAUUUGAAGGAACUCAUCUACCAGCUGCACAUGCAUCUGGACUUUCUGCUUUACAUGGGAUGGCGGCGGCAAGGCCAAAUCCUCAAAUGUUCGGACUUCCUUGCCAUGGACUCCACAUGCCAAUGCCGUGCGCUCCAAUGUUUUCUUUUCCAAUGCCAAAUGUGAACUCACAACAAGUUAUGCAAAACAUCAAUAAUGAAUGUAACUCCACAAACCCAAUGUCUAUCCAGUGUGAAGCAACAAUUGGUCGUGUUUCAUCGACAAAUGACAAAGAAGCUUUUACUCUCGAUAAUGAAGACAAGCCCGCGAUUGAAAAAUGUAACGAAACUUACUAAAAGUCAGUAUAUUACAAAAUGGAUAAUCCCAGUGCAUGCAAACGAUGUUAACGGAGAUUUACCAGCGAUAGAUUUCUUUGCUUUCAGUAGUGACUAUUACACCUUUGUCCUGGGGGUGUCCUUGUCUCCCGUUAUCGGUUUAUCAUCUUUUACACUCUGAGCUUUCACACCUCUGCUUCAUUGUAGAUGUCAUUUCCUCAAUCUUCUUCUUUUUAACCCUUUAGCAUCAUCAGCUGCGCCUUGUCCUUCUUAUAGUGUCAUUUGCAGCAAUAAUAAGGAAUUUGGUAACUAAAAAGUGAUUCCUUCUAUCUUAUUUUUGUUGUCAAUUAUUAGUUCUUAAAUAUAAUGAACUAUUUAGAAUAUAAAUUUAUAUUAAUUUUGUUGUAAAUUUGAUAAAUAAAUUAAAAAAAAUAUUAGUUAGAUCA